AGGGCCGACCGGAGGCGCGGGGUUCGGCCGCAGGAGUUGCCGCCGGGUAGGGCCGUGCCGUGCCGUGCCUCCCCCGUCGUUCGCAUCCCGCCGUGCAGCAUCCUCUCGGCUGCCGUCCCUCCCGGGCGCGACCGUUCCCGCCGGUGGUUCCUGUGGCGGCCCCGUUAUUUCCGGCGGCUCCGUGCCCGUCCCGCGGCCGGAGCGGAGCGAUAACGGAGCGGCAGCGGGGGCGGCCCUGCUGGGGGGAGCCGCCGCCGCCGCGUUGCAUCGUGUCGCGACAGCCGCCCAGAGCGCGCAGCCGCUGCCGGGGAAGCCGCUGGGUGCCGGCCCCGGGGAGCGCCGUCCGGCGCGCUGCCGGGGCGGAGAUGGACCAGUCGGUCGCCAUCCAGGAGAGCCUAGCGAGGGGGGCGACCUGCCGGAUCGCGGUGCAGGGCCUGCUGGCGUCGGGGGAGAGUGUGGAGAGCCGGCUGCUGGGCCUGGUGGAGUGCCGCGGGCAGCACGCGAUCUAUGUGUACACUCACCGGCGGAUGGCCAUCACAGCUGAGGAUGUCUCACUGGAGAGAGUGAUCUCCAUCAGCGAUGGGUUUGCAGUGGAAGAAGUUGUACUUGACAGUGACCUUCAUGUCAUUGGCUCUGACGUGACUGUCCAGAUCAGCUCAGCAGACGAUCGACUGACAGUGCAGCUGCCCUUCGGCUCCCACACACGCACGUUCCUGCAGGAGGUCAGCAGGUGCAGCCCAGAAGCGGUUGGCUCUGAAGGUGUCAAACAAAAUGGAAGAAAAGCUGCAGUCAGUCAGAGCUGCAGCCACGACAGCAGUGAUAGAAGCGCUCCCAGGCAAAACAAACUCAAGCCUGAAGUGAGAACUGAACAGGUUCGGGCCUCCCGUGUCAUGGCUUCGAACAAGGCCUCAAUCUUAUCAGAACCAAAGUUUGGACUGAGAGAUACUAUCAUUAAAUCUCAGCUUGUACAAAUGGAGGACUCCUACACACACAUCCGGAACUACAGGGUUUUUGUCGGGACAUACAAUGUGAAUGGUCAGUCGCCCAUGGAGAGCCUCCAGCCUUGGCUGAGGUGUGAUGCUGACCCUCCUGACAUUUACUGCGUGGGUUUCCAGGAGCUUGAUCUGACUAAAGAAGCCUUCUUUUUCAAUGACACACCGAAGGAAGAAGAAUGGUUUAAAGCUGUAACUGAUAGUCUUCACCCAGAUGCCAAAUAUGCAAAGGUGAAACUUGUGCGUCUGGUGGGGAUCAUGCUCCUGUUGUAUGUGAAGGCAGACCUUGCUUUGAACAUCUCUGAGGUAGAAGCUGAGACUGUGGGAACUGGAAUCAUGGGGAGGAUGGGUAACAAAGGUGGUGUUGCCAUCAGGUUUAAAUUCCAUAACACCAGCAUGUGCAUUGUGAAUUCUCACCUCGCAGCUCACACGGAGGAAUAUGAGCGGAGGAACCAGGACUUCAAAGACAUCUGCUCUCGGAUGCAGUUCUGCCAGUCGGAUCCAAAUUUGCCCCCUCUCACUAUUGGCAAACACGAUGUGAUCCUAUGGCUGGGGGACCUCAAUUAUCGGCUGGAGGAACUGGAUGUGGCAAAAGUGAAGCAGCUUGUAGAGGAGAAAGCAUUUCUAGAGCUUUGCCAGUAUGACCAGCUGAAGAGGCAAAUGAAGGCAAAUGCAGCCUUUGAAGGCUUCACAGAGGGAGAGAUCUCUUUCCAGCCAACAUACAAGUAUGAUGCUGGCUGUGAUGACUGGGACACAAGUGAGAAGUGUCGUGUUCCAGCGUGGUGUGAUCGAAUACUCUGGAAAGGGCAGAACAUUGCCCAGCUGAGCUAUCGCAGCCACAUGGCUCUGAAGCUCAGUGACCACAAGCCAGUGAGCUCUGUGUUUGAUAUUGGGGUGAAGGUUGUGAAUGAGGAGCUCUAUCGAAAAGCCUUUGAGGAAAUAGUCCGCUCCCUGGAUAAGCUGGAGAAUGCCAACAUUCCCUCGGUGACACUGUCCUGCAGAGAGAUCCAUUUCAAGGAUGUUAAAUACAUGCAGCUGCACGUAGAGAGGUUUACAAUCCGCAAUGGCCAAGUGCCCUGCCAGUUCGAAUUUAUCAGCAAACCAGAUGAGGAAACCUACUGCAAGGAGUGGCUGACUGCUAAUCCCAGUAAGGGCUUCUUGCUCUCAGAUGCUGAGAUCACAGUUGAGCUGGAGGUGUUUGUUAAUAAAUCAACAGCUACUCGCUUAAACUCUGGAGAGGAAAAACUUGAAGAUAUCUUAGUCUUACAUCUUGUCAGAGGGAAAGAUUAUUUUCUCUCCAUAACAGGCAACUAUUUGCCAAGUUGCUUUGGGUCUCCCAUCCAUACACUGUGUUACAUGAGGGAACCAAUCCAGGACAUGUCAGCAGAAUCCAUUCGGAAACUUACCCUGAUGCCAGUAGACAUGAGUGAUGAUCCUGCCCAAGAUGAAAAGCCUACAGACAUCCCAAAAGAGCUGUGGAUGAUGGUGGAUCACUUGAAUCGCAACGCUUCCCAGCAGGAGGACCUGUUUCAGCAGCCAGGCCUCAGAUCCGAAUUUGAGCAAAUCCGAGACUGUUUGGACAAGGGAAUGUAUGAUACUUUCCUGGGCAGCAACCACUCAGUGGCAGAGGCCCUGCUACUCUUCCUGGAGAGCCUGCCCGAGCCUGUCAUCUGCUGCAGGUUCUACAGCUCCUGUCUGGAGAGUGCCAGCAACUACGGGCUGAGCUGCCAGAUUAUCUCUGACCUACCAGUGUGCCAUAAAAAUGUAUUUGAAUAUCUGAUGGCAUUUCUACGAGAACUACUGAAGAAUUCAGGGAAAAACCAUUUGGAUGUGAAUAUUCUUGCCAGUGUAUUUGGUGGCUUGUUACUCCGACCUCCUCCUGGACAUCCCACGCCUGACAUAGCUGAGAAGAGGAAAGCUCAGCAAUUUAUCCAUCAGUUCCUUGUGAGAGAUGAUUUACCAUGAAUAUCAGAUGCAUUUAAUCUGACUUUUAGACAUUGAAUUACUGUAAAAAUAUUUUUUGUACAUUAUACUGGCACUUUUUUUGAUAUCACAAUAUUUUAUACAAUCUAUUGCUUUUGAAGGCAGAGAUCAGGCAUUUUGACACCUGAUUACGCUGUAAAGUAUAUAAAGUUUCUCAAUAAGCUGUAUGUAGACAAGUAAAAAAUAUGACAGCUGAUAUUUACACUAUAUUUUAUUUAACUUGCUAAAAAACCUGAGAAUGUUUAAGUUCCUGCUCUAUAAAUAAAAACAUCUGGAGCCUUU
This is a messenger RNA of Corvus hawaiiensis (hawaiian crow), 3257 nucleotides long. RefSeq names its product inositol polyphosphate-5-phosphatase B (gene INPP5B). The record is from RefSeq and is a predicted model, not a curated record. NCBI's taxonomy places the organism in Eukaryota, Metazoa, Chordata, Aves, Passeriformes, Corvidae. Gene Ontology annotation, cellular component: cytosol; membrane. The transcript is spliced from 22 exons. Gene Ontology annotation, biological process: signal transduction; phosphatidylinositol dephosphorylation. The coding region runs from base 366 to 2957 and encodes 863 amino acids. Gene Ontology annotation, molecular function: phosphatidylinositol-4,5-bisphosphate 5-phosphatase activity; inositol-1,4,5-trisphosphate 5-phosphatase activity.